AUGAAGGUUUCGCAGCUAUUGUCGGCAGCCGGGCUCGUGGCCUCUACACAGGCUUGGGGGACCGAUGUACACACCUUCUACACCACAGUCGUGACCACCGCCUACGAGACGUACUGCCCUUCGCCCACAACUUUCGUCCACCAAAACGUCACUUAUACGGCCACCACGGCAACCACUCUUACCAUCACGAACUGCCCUUGCACCAUCACUACCGACAAGCCACCCCAGCACAUCCCGACUGUGACGGUCCACCCUCCGCCGUCAUGGAACAACACCUCAGUGCGUCCGCCGCCGGGCUGGGGCACCGCCGUGCACCCCCCGACGGGAUGGAACACCACCGUCACACACCCGCCAGUCAUCGAGACCACGACCCCGCCGCCUAAGCCUACCUACUACCACAACACCUCCGCCGUGGUCGAGCACACCCCUAAGCCACCCAAGCCGAGCCACCACUCCGACCUCACCUCGACCAUCGUGGUUGUCGUGCCCACCACCCCCGCCACUGACCUCCCAACCAACACCCCUGUCGGACCGUCCACCUCGAGACCCGUCACCGUCCCAGGGAGCGGUGCUGGGUCGCUCACCGCGAAUGCCGGUGCUCUUAUCCUGGCCGGAAUCUUGGCGCUGCUCAUCUAA
Molecule: messenger RNA, 636 nt
Organism: Colletotrichum graminicola M1.001
Lineage: Eukaryota; Fungi; Ascomycota; Sordariomycetes; Glomerellales; Glomerellaceae
Exons: 3
Coding region: 1-636 (211 amino acids)
Biological process (GO): fungal-type cell wall organization
Cellular component (GO): fungal-type cell wall
Molecular function (GO): structural constituent of cell wall
Source: RefSeq, a predicted model, not a curated record